Molecule: messenger RNA, 666 nt
Organism: Vigna angularis (adzuki bean)
Lineage: Eukaryota; Viridiplantae; Streptophyta; Magnoliopsida; Fabales; Fabaceae
Exons: 1
Coding region: 46-666 (206 amino acids)
Source: RefSeq, a predicted model, not a curated record
CAACUCCUUCCUCAACCUCCUCGAUCAUCCUCGUUACAUCAAUUUAUGGAAAAACAAAGUCAUGAAUAUACCAUCAUCGACAUCCCCGACAUAGAAAUAGACCGUCUUCAGAGUAACCAACCAAAACCCCUCAAGGACGAGAAGAUGAGCGGUGGCAUGCGGUUUCUCAGGGUGGCGCUCCUCGUCAUGCGAGGACGUUCCCAAAAGCCAAAGGCGAUUCAACAGGUUGGUCAAAUCGACGAUGGGUCCAAGAGCAGGUGGAAGAAGGUUGUGGGGUCCACUAGGCCCUUGCACCUUCAAAGCAACCAAUCCCCUGUUUCUGACUCCGGCAGUUUUUUUCAUUUGCCUAAGUGGCCAGCGAUGGAAUGCAGAGGCAACGCUUCUAAUUUUGUGGCGGAGGAGGGGCCUCACUCGGCUUCCCUACCCAGUAGCCGUUACGCUUCGGCUGUGGGGUUGAACGAACUGGUUCAAUGUGAUGAGGAGAAUGUGAAGCAAGAGGUGAUCGUGAAGGAGUGCGAGGAACGCAUUCAUGGAGAUGGGGAUGAGAUGAUUGAUUCCAAGGCUGAGGAUUUCAUUACUCACUUCUACCAAGAAAUGAGGCUGCAGCGUAUGAAUACCGUGGAUCGUCUUUACGCCGAGCGAAGUCAAAGGUCACUGGGUUGGUAA